Molecule: messenger RNA, 2147 nt
Organism: Prorocentrum cordatum
Lineage: Eukaryota; Dinophyceae; Prorocentrales; Prorocentraceae
Source: the annotation of a GenBank genome assembly
CUCCAGGCUCAAGCCGUGUGUGCACAGGUCCAAUGGCUGAGCUCCCCAGAAUGAGAGGAGGACAGGCUGCGCCCAGGAGGCGCACGUGGAGGCGAGUCGCCAAGUUUACGCCACGUCCAGCAGCAGCAUGGGCGAGAACAUCGUCAUCAUCGGCGGAGGCUUUGCUGGCAUGCAAUCGGCCCGCCGACUAAGGAAGAGGUUCAGGAGUGUCACGCUGAUCGAUGCGAAGGAGUAUUUCGAGUUCACGCCUGGAAUGCACCGCCCUUUCACGGAUGUCUCGAAGCACGCAGAGCUCGUUUUCGACUACGCCGAGUAUUGCUCUAGGAUUGAUGUGAUGUUUGUUUGCGGAUACGCCAGUGGCAUCGACAACGAUGUGGUCAUCGUGAAACGCAGGGACGCUGGCAUCGAAGACCUGAGGAUACAGUACGACUUCUGCAUUGUUUCGGUUGGCUGCCACUACGGCCUGCCCAUCGCGAACUCUCGGCGUGCCACGCCAGUGUGCGAGUGCCUUUGGUAUCCGACCAUCACGAGUGUCGCAACGCAGUGCGGGUGGGCGGGUAGCCCCCACGACCUGCGGUGGAACGAGCUCACGCUGGCGGGCCGGCGCAUGCACCUGGAGGGUGAGUACCUCACCAUCAAGAGGCUGGCGGAGACCAAGGCCCACGUCGCCGUGGUCGGCGGGGGAUUCGUGGGCGUGGAGUUCGCGAUGGAGCUCGCGCUCGCCUUCCCAGAGCUCGAGAUCACCCUGUUGGAGCAGAAGGAGGCGGUGGUGGUGUCCAUGCCCAAAGCCUCGCGGGAGUACGCCCAGAGCGCGCUGGACAAGGCUGGGGUCCGCUGCCUGCUCGGCGUGGACUACUUCGAGGUCAUGCGUCAGGAGGGGGAGGGCGACUUCUGGGAGCGCCGGGGCCUCUCCUACCCCGACCGCUUCUUCAUGGCCACGGGCCUGCGGCCUCACGCGGACUUCCUUCCCGCGGAGGUCAGGACGCCGGCUGGCUGGGUGCAGGUCAACGAGGCCUUGCAGGUCGUGCGGGAGCUCGAGGGCGCUGGCUCCUCCGUGGCGCUCGGCGGACGCGUGUUCGCCGCAGGCAACUGCGUGGGGGACGUGCCGGGCAUCGGGCGGCUGCCUAAGAACGUGUUCCCCGCGGAGCACAUGGCGGUCCAGGUCGUCUCGAACAUCAUCAAGCUCUCGGUUGCUGGUGGCCUGCCCCGAAGGCUCACAGAGGCGCCGGGCGCGUCCUCCUCGCGCACGGGCACCGGCAGAUCCUUGGCGGCGCUCGGCGCCCGCGGCCUCGGGCAGAGGCCCCUGGACAGGCAGUGCUCGAUCUUGAGCCGCCGCUCGGGCAGGCCCUCCUCCAGGAGCGCCAGCUCGGACUUGAGCUCGGACUCCGACUCCUCGUCCGAGGUCAUGCGCUCAGUCAGCAAGACGAAGACGGAUGUGUUGCUCGGCCUGGAGGUUGGCAGUGGGAGCGCUUCCGUCUCCAGAGGGGGCGCCUCCAGCGCCUCGGGGAUGUCCAGGAUGUGCAGCGCCGCGGCGCAGGCCGCCACGAGCUCUGGGGCGACGCCCCGGGUGGCCGCACUCGACCCGGUCUCCCACCCGUGGCCAGGCUCGGCGGUUUGCGCCCUCAGCCUCGGGCCUCGGGACGGCGUCUGCGCCAUGACGAGCACAGAUCCGGACAGCGGCUACACCAUGCUGACUGGGCGGGCGGUGAUACUCCAGAAGGAUACGAUACAGUGGAGCAAGAUCGACGAGUUCAAGUCCGGAUCUGUUGGUAGCAUGCUCUGGUCUCUCAUUCAUUGAGUUCUGAUGGUUGCGACCCGGAUCGGAGGAGGAGGAGGAGGAGUAGCAGGCGUAUGGAAGAGGGAGGAGUCUGAUUGUCAGGUCAUGUGCAGAAGGCAGCGUUGUGCUUCCGCCGCGGUGCGCGCCUAAGUUUUCGGGGCGAACGUCCCGUCGUAGACGUAGACAUCUGCUCAGAUCAAAGUAUGGGAUCCCGUCUAUAGUGGCAUGGGCACUCUCACCUACUAGUGCUGGGAGCUCUGCGGUGGGGCCGACAACAUGCAGCGCGGUACGAUGAAAAGUUGCUUUGUGUGUGCUGUGGGCCCCGGUCUUCCAUCACACCCCACCACCUCUUGGGCUGGUGCCCUCUCUG